UGUUAAUUGGUUUCACGAUUGUCAAUAUGGUAGCACUAAUCAGCUGUGAAAUUUGGGACAAGCUACGCUAUGCGCAAACAAAAACAUUUUUGAUUUGAAAAUCAGUUGGGAAAUUUAAUUGUGAAAAAGAAAUGGAAAGAUACUUCAAAACAAUAGAGAAGCCAAAAACAUCCAUUAAAUCUGAUGAAAACAUAGAUCGUGAUGACUAUGUUGGCAGGAUCAAGAAAAGAAAAUUUCGGCCAGAAUGGCUAUGCCAGUUUGACUGGUUGCAGAGUAAAGAUGGUGCCGCAUAUUGUAUUGCAUGUGAUAAACCAUUGCAGAACCAUCUCGCACAUCUCUCUCGACAUGCCGGCAAUCAAGUUCACAACUCUAACGUGGAAAGAAAAAACAGCCAAUUAAAGAUGGAUCGUUUCGAAAACAAAGAAUGUGAAAAGUUGCAAAAACCAGUGCACGAUUCGCAAAGUGAGUGUUGCCCAGAUAGCAAUAUAGCAGAAAGAAUAAAGUGCCGCAAUAGUAUCCAUCUUUCUGUUGCUCAUCGAAAAUUUAUUUGUGAUGACUAUGUUGGCAAAAUCAAGAAAAGAAAAUUUCGGCCGGAAUGGCUAGGCCAGUUUGACUGGCUGCAGAGUAAAGAAGGUUUCGCCUAUUGUAUUGUAUGUGAUAAACCAUUGCAGAACCAUUUCGCACAUCUCUCUCGACAUGCCGCCAAUCAAUUACACAACUCCAACGCGGAAAGAAAAAACAGACAAUUAAGGAUGGAUCGUUUCGAAAACGAAGACAGUGAAAAGUUGCAAAAACCAGUGCACGAUUUACUAAGUGAGUGUUGCCCAGAUAGCAAUGUAACUAAGACAGCAGUGUUGACGGAGAAACUAAGUAAAAAAGUGAAGAACACUGUGAGCGAUUUAGGAACGAGAAAGUUUUCUUUGGUGGUGGACGAAACGACGGAUCUAGCAUGCAAAAAGGCCUUGGUGCCAAAAAGGCCUAUAAUGCAUGUGUACAAUUUAUGUCGCAUUUGUCUCACAGAGGAUAGCAGCACAAGCAAAAUGCAGCCUUUGUUCGAAACGGAAGAUGGUGGCACAAGUAACGAGAUUGUGCAGCGGAUAGAAAUUUGUGGAGGAAUAGUCUUAAAGCGCCACAAAGAGAUUCCCAACGUGAUUUGCGUACAGUGUCUAGAAAAGUUGGAAGUUUCAUAUAAGUUCCACACCAUGUGUCAAGCGAGCGAGCAUGCGCUUUUGGAUGCUAUAGUACAGUCGGAAAUGAAGACACAACCAAAAGACUAUGAGGACGCUGAAAUCAUAUCAACACAUGAAGAUGAAAAUGAGGAUGAAAUGCACUGUGAUAUGCAUACAGAAUUUAUUGCUUUGGAAGAUAUAACGGAAACGUUUGGAGAAGAAGUGCUUGAAUCUGAUAUGGAGCCAGAAAAGGUUGAGGUAUUUAUUGAAUACACUGACCGAAUGAAUGAAUAUUUCGAAGAAGAAUUGCCAAAAUCCAUAAUUAAGAAGACUGUAAUACAAAGGCAGCCAGUAACCAACCAAAAUUCAGGUGGUAAACGUGGACUACCAAAAACAAAACGGGAGGCGAUAUCAGUAAAAUCGGAAUUGCAUAGUGGUAAUGAAACGAAUCGAGGUAGAAAAAAGAAGAAAGAACCAGAAAUUGCAAGUAUAAUGUGUGAGAUAUGCGGGAACACAUAUACCAAGCUUAAUUUGUUAAAAAUGCAUAUGCGGCGUCAUAUGGGCAAAAAGCCCUUCGAAUGCGAAAUUUGUGGUAAAACUUUUACUUGCCAUUCUGAAGUUGGUCGUCAUAUGCGUGUGCAUACUGGAGAAAAGCCGUACACUUGUAAAUACUGUGACCGAAGCUUUUCUGAUUGGAGUACAAAUGCACAACAUGAAAGAAUACAUAGGAAUGAACGUCCGUUCACUUGUCAGACAUGCGGCAAAUCGUUCACUUAUUCUACUGUGUUGAAAAAUCAUAUGUUAACUCACACCGGCGAAAAACCAUUCCCUUGUAUACCAUGUAAUAAGACAUUUUCACGUAAAGAUCUAUUGGAUCAACACAUUGCGACCAUAAGACAUCAGCAAACAGUCAGAAAUCUUGGUACGACGGACUUGAAAGUGUAACAUAUGCUAGAAGAAGACGAGCCUAAACAGCAUGUCAUCAAACAAUUCAAACAGUUAGCUCUACGAAUAUGAAAGUUGAACAUUUGUUACAACAAAUUAAUACUAUAGAGCACAUUACAACGAUGACACAUCAUCAAGCUGCCAGAAAUCUUUCUAUUUCCCAUAUGAUAGAGGAAUGCAUUGAGAUUAAAUCUGUGAAAGGCAUAUUGAAGAGGUGGAUGAGAAUGUUGUUCAUCAAGAUACCAAAGUAUAUAUUAAUACAUCAUCAUUUGAUCAUUACACUUGAAUACCAAUAUAUACAUAAAUAAAAUGUACUUUUAAGCAAAUAUAUAUCUAGUAUGAAAAAAUGUAUAAAUAGCGGUAAUGAUCUCCUAGCAUAUAAAAUAAUUUUAUAAUUAAAUAACUGGAUUAAAAUAAAUGAAGUUGUAUGGUA
Molecule: messenger RNA, 2547 nt
Organism: Zeugodacus cucurbitae (melon fly)
Lineage: Eukaryota; Metazoa; Arthropoda; Insecta; Diptera; Tephritidae
Product: zinc finger protein 112
Exons: 8
Coding region: 132-2114 (660 amino acids)
Biological process (GO): regulation of DNA-templated transcription
Cellular component (GO): nucleus
Molecular function (GO): DNA-binding transcription factor activity, RNA polymerase II-specific; zinc ion binding; RNA polymerase II cis-regulatory region sequence-specific DNA binding
Source: RefSeq, a predicted model, not a curated record